Messenger RNA from Lolium rigidum, 546 nucleotides. Its product is annotated as myb-related protein Zm38-like. Bases 1 to 546 code for a protein of 181 amino acids. The record is from RefSeq and is a predicted model, not a curated record. The transcript is spliced from 3 exons. NCBI's taxonomy places the organism in Eukaryota, Viridiplantae, Streptophyta, Magnoliopsida, Poales, Poaceae.
AUGGGGCGUCGUCCGUGCUGCGACAAGGCGAACGUGACGAAGGGGCGGUGGACGCCGGAGGAGGACGCCAAGCUGCUGGCACACACCUCCAACCACGGCACCGGCAACUCGGCAUCGGUUCCCCAGAGGGCGGGGCUGAAGCGGUGCUGGAGGAGCUGCAAGCUGCGGUACAACAAGCACCUGAGGCCCAGCCUGAAGCCCGAGAACUUCCCGCAGGAGGAGGAGGACCGCAUCCAUUCCAUGUUAGGGAACAGGUGGUCUCUGAUCGCGAACCAGCUACCGGGGCGGACGGACAAGGACGUGCAGAGCUACUGGAACACCAAGCUCAGCGAGAAGCUUCGGCAGAGGGGCAUCGACCCCCUCACACACCGCCCCAUCGCUGACCUCAUGCAGAGCAUCGGCACUCUCCCCAUCCGCCCCGCGCCCACUGCCGCGGCCUCCUCCUCCUCUGUGGCUCCCCUGCAGACUGUGGGAGUGGCGUCCAGGACCGGCCCUGCUGCGGCGGCGGGUAAGCGGGCCUGCACCAAGAACAUAGGCUACGCAUAA